CUAGAACAAACCAAGUAGCCUAGCCUAUUCCGAUCUGACGUUUGAGUUGCGAGUGCGACACCGCUCUGAGUUGAACUGGCAGUCCAAACUUCAUGAACAGGUAGAGUAAAGUGAGAGAGAGAAAGAAGAGCUGGUCAUGGAGAUAGAGCAACUGAAAGAGCAACAUGAGACUCUGAGAAGUGUCCUGAAGGAGCAACAGCAAGAGAUUGAUCGCCUCAAGUCUCUGACCACUAUUCCUGAGAAAAAUGAACGAGCGUUGAUCAAGAUCCAACAGCUGAAGAAGGAGCAAGAGGAGUUGAGAGGGAGGGUUGAGAUCCAAAGUGUGGAGAUUGCACAGAUGACCCCAAGGCUCAAAUCUGAGCAGGAGACCCGCAGACUGAAAGAUUACAUUCAGCUUCUACAGGUCAGCACACUCAGCAGAGUAAUCAAUGAGAAUUAAUGCUUUUAACACACAUACGCUCUUUAAAAGACUAGUUGGCCAAUUCAUUCAACGUCAUGGAAUCUGCAGGAGGCUCGGACACAGUUGCACCAGGAGCAGCAGGCUUCCCACAAUACCCGCAGACGUGCAGAGAAAGCCGAGAGGGAACUGGAGGAGGUCUAUGAGCGCAUGGAGAGCAUUUCCAUGACGUCUGCUCAGACCAAGAAGAAGAGCAGCAAACCAGAGAUGCAACUUUUAGAGUUACGCAGAAUCACUGAGGAGAAAGAAAACAUAGCAGAGAUGGCUAAAGUAGAAAAUGAGGAGUUGUCCAGAGAAAAUCAGGACCUCAGAAGAGAUAUUGAGAGACUUCGCAAGGAGUUCACUGACCUCCAGGCUGCACCAGUGUCCUUGGAGCAUCCCAGUCCUUAUGGAUCUCCAACUGACCCCACCCCCACUGAGGAGCAGCAGCUAGAUGUACUGUCUGCCUGUCUCCCCUCUGGGAACCACUAUGAGACCCCAGACACUGCUCCAAACUUCGAGGUGGAAGAGUUGUCCUUGCAGUGUCGUCACUGCCAUGAGUGGUUCCCUGGCAUCACCCAGGAUGAGCUGGAGCUGCACGAGGACAGCCACAGACUGUGCCCCUUCUGCACCCUCAUCUGUGACAGAAUGGAGCAUGCUAUAUUUGAAGACCACGUCUUCAGCCAUGAGGUAUAGAGAUGCCACAUCCUCACAACCAUUCAUACAGAGAGUUGCUGAGAGUAGACUAAAUCUGAUACUCUACGGAUGAUGUUCCUAACAACCCAUCAUACAGAGAGUUGCUGAGAGUAGACUAAAUCUGAUACUCUACGGAUGAUGUUCCUAACAACCCAUCAUACAGAGUUGCUGAGAGCAGACUAAAUCUGAUACUCUACGGAUGAUGUUCCUAACAACCCAUCAUACAGAGAGUUGCUGAGAGUAGACUAAAUCUGAUACUCUACGGAUGAUGUUCCUAACAACCCAUCUAGAACAUUCUAAAACAAACAUUUAUAUCCCCCUGUUCGUAAAUGUCUUCAUGUCUUAGACUGUCCAUUCUUAAUUUCAGUCCUGGAGUAGAGAUUUGCCUCCAUUGCUGGUCAAUAGGAAUGUUAUGCUUUGCUAUUUAAUGGUUUCUCUAUUGAUAUAAACUACAUUUAGUUUGGCUUAUUGCACUACACUGUCACGGGCUGGCUCGAAGAACAACAGGAGAGGUAGAGUCAGGCACACGAGACAGAGAGUUUGUGACCACACUUCUUUAUUUGAAGCAACUGGAUGUGGUCGCCAAAAGUAUAGGGGCGCAGCCCUUAAAUAUUCUGUGGUGGUGUACACAAAGAAAAUAAACCACUGGCAGAGGGAAAACUCAGUACACGUUCUUUUAGCACAAAACCCCGGACAAGCAACACAAUCACGUACAACCACAUACAUCCUACACUAACCUAAAUAACCCCCCCUUACUAAUGACUAACCCAAAACAGGUGCGUGCCUACCUAGACCUAACCAA
Messenger RNA from Salmo salar (Atlantic salmon), 1934 nucleotides. RefSeq lists its product as uncharacterized. NCBI's taxonomy places the organism in Eukaryota, Metazoa, Chordata, Actinopteri, Salmoniformes, Salmonidae. The record is from RefSeq and is a predicted model, not a curated record.